CUAUUUCCCACAAACAGAGAGAGAAACCCAAGCACUCUUUUUGGUAAUUUUUGUUACAUUAGUGUUGAAGAAUAGAAACGGCGUCUUGUUAAGAGACCAUUUGUCUGGUAUUUAUACCUGUACACCAGCCACGCAAAGCAUCACUGUUCUCUGAAAAGAGAGACUGCACUUUGUGUUACCACUAUCCUUGCACCCUGCAGAAAAUUUCACUAUUCACGGAAACUAUCAGAACAAUAGAAACAUGAUUCUACAUAUUUCGAUGGCUACGAGUUUAUUUCUAAUGAGUUUGUUGAUGUUUAUGCUUGACUCUAACCCCUGCACAGCUCUCUCAUGGAGGAACAAUAGUUUAGUGGAUGAUAUUGGUAUACCAUGUCCAGUUUCUCCGCAUCCGUUUACUAUGUGCAAGUCGGAGGCAGAAGCUUACGGCUAUCCAUGUGAAGAUCACAAGGUCACAACUGAAGAUGGAUAUAUUCUUAGCUUAAAAAGGAUUCCUCAUGGCCAUGAUACUGAUAACUCAACCGGGGAUGAGAAGACAAGGCAACCAAUACUGCUAUUCCACGGGCUUUUUGUGGAUGGCGUUUCUUGGCUACUGGGUACACCAGACCAAUCACUUGGCUUUAUUUUGGCAGACGGUGGGUUUGAUGUUUGGCUAGCGAACACUCGUGGAACUAAUACCAGCCGCAAACAUACAUCGCUGUCCCCAAAAAAUCCGGCUUUCUGGGAUUGGUCGUGGGACCAAAUUGCUGAAUAUGAUCUUCCAGCCGUGCUUGAGUUUGUGUAUCACCACACAGGACGUCAAAAAGUUCACUAUAUCGGUCACUCACUGGGAACCUUGAUUAUUCUUGCAGCCUUCUCUGAGCACAAGUUACUACACUUAGUUCGAUCAGCUGUGUUGCUCUGCCCAAUCGCUUAUCUGAGCAGAACUAGAUCCGAUCUCACCCGGCUUGCUGCUAAAAUGUUCAUGGCAGAAGCAGCUCACUUUAUAGGUCUUCAUGAGUUCAAUCCUGUUGGAAAAACUGCAGCUGAACUUCUAGCCAAAGUAUGUGGCGACCCUAAAAUUGACUGCCACGAUGUAUUUUCUGCUCUUGCAGGACCGGACUGUUGCCUCAAUAAAUCAACUACAUGUGCCUUCAUGCUGCAUGCUCCACAGCCUACGUCUAUGAGAAACCUUAUUCAUUUGUCGCAGAUGGUCAGGAACGAAGGGGUCAGAAGGUAUGACUACGGCAAUGCCAAGGAAAACAUGAAGCAUUACAAGCAGCCACGCCCUCCGCUGUACAACCUCUCAUCCAUUCCGACCCAUGUCCCCAUGCUCCUGACGCAUGGCGGCCAAGACUUCCUCGGCGAUGUCCCUGACACCAGGCACCUCCUGAAGACACUGGUCAGAAACCAUGACUCUGAUAACAUCGAGGUGCAAUACUUGCCCGACUAUGCUCAUGCUGACUUUGUGAUAGCCUAUAAUGCUCCACGCCUCGUAUAUGAACCGAUGGUCGACUUCUUUCAACGUCACUGAGGGUUACUACUUCACAUCUCUUCAUGAACAGCUUCAGCUGUAAUUUGGUUCCAGCCUAUGCAACUGAAACUUCAACUUGCAAGUUGUCCAUGUAUAUGGCUAGUCAAGCCAUAGUAUAUACCUAUAUUUGUCAGGCUGAUCAUGCUAGAGAAUAAACUACGAUCAAAUAGUCGGUUUCAUGUAACCAAUUUAUCCAGCAUAUCCUAUGGAGUAAGUACCAAAAAUAUUAUAUCAGACAAUUAUUGGAAGAUCUCAAACUUCUGAAGAAAAUGCUGUUGAACCUUCUCAGCUAA
Messenger RNA from Triticum dicoccoides, 1803 nucleotides. RefSeq names its product triacylglycerol lipase 2-like. The transcript is spliced from 9 exons. Gene Ontology annotation, biological process: lipid metabolic process. Gene Ontology annotation, molecular function: hydrolase activity, acting on ester bonds. The record is from RefSeq and is a predicted model, not a curated record. Bases 242 to 1510 code for a protein of 422 amino acids. Lineage: Eukaryota; Viridiplantae; Streptophyta; Magnoliopsida; Poales; Poaceae.